Molecule: messenger RNA, 2412 nt
Organism: Penicillium olsonii
Lineage: Eukaryota; Fungi; Ascomycota; Eurotiomycetes; Eurotiales; Aspergillaceae
Source: the annotation of a GenBank genome assembly
AUGGGCUACCCUGAAGUAUUGGGCAGUACACUGACUCUGAAAGAUGACGGUCGAAUUGAAAUCGACUUGGAUUCGAAAGUCGGCAGAGAAGUGUCAAAGUUGAUUCCAUUCUUGCACUCAGAGGAGCAUCUUCCUACAUCAGAACCACCUCUCGAGACUAGGUGUGACCUUGAGCUCAAUAUUGUGAUUCAAGUUGUGGGAAGCAGAGGCGACGUCCAACCCUUUGUUGCACUGGGCAACGAACUGCAACGCCAUGGUCACCGCGUACGGCUUGCCACACAUGGAGUCUUUGAAUCGUUCGUGCGGGACUCCGGGCUAGAGUUCUACUCUAUCGGAGGCGAUCCAUCGGAGCUGAUGGCCUACAUGGUGAAGAAUCCAGGCCUGAUCCCGCAGAUGAAGUCCGUGAAGGAUGGUGAUAUUCAACGAAAGCGCGUUAUGGUUGCCGAAAUUCUACAAGGCUGUUGGAGGUCUUGCAUUGAGGAUGAUUCGGUGACAAAGACACCCUUCGUUGCCGACGCUAUCAUUGCAAACCCUCCCAGCUUCGCUCAUAUUCAUUGCGCUCAGGCACUCGGCAUUCCAUUGCAUUUGAUGUUCACUAUGCCGUGGACUAGCACAAGAUCCUUCCCUCAUCCACUCGCAAACCUCAAGUAUUCGACCACGGAGCCCAAAAUGGCUAACUAUCUGUCCUAUGGGAUUGUUGAAUGGCUCACCUGGCAAGGGCUCGGUGACGUUAUCAAUGACUGGAGAAAGUCUAUUGAUCUGGAGCAAAUAUCUGCCACCGAAGGCCCCCGUCUGGCGGAGACGUUGAAAGUUCCAUUCACAUAUUGUUGGUCGCCUACACUAAUGCCCAAACCAAAAGACUGGGCAGGUCAUCUUGAUGUUUGCGGUUUCUUCUUCCGGUCUCCGCCUGACUUCACGCCUCCUCCGGAUCUUGAUGCAUUCCUGCGCAAUGGACCCCCGCCAGUAUAUAUCGGGUUUGGGAGUAUCGUCAUCGAAGAUCCACCGGCAAUGACUGCCACUCUUGUGAACGCCGUGAAAGCAUGGGGAGGCCGCGCAGUUAUCUCGCGUGGAUGGAGCAAUCUUGGCGAAGCAGAAUCGACCGACCAAAUUUUCUAUUUAGGGGACUGCCCACAUGAAUGGUUGUUCCAAAAGGUGUCGGCAGUCGUACAUCACGGAGGAGCUGGUACCACGGCAUGUGGACUACGUUUUGGGCGACCGUCGCUCGUCGUUCCUUUCUUUGGAGAUCAACUGUUUUGGGGUAACAUGGUUGCAUCCCGCGGUAUUGGGCCCAUGCCGAUUCCACAUCGCUCUUUGAACGCCGAAAACCUCGCAGAAGCAAUCCGCUUUUGUUUGCAUCCGGACACUCUCUCGGCAGCAGAGGAACUCGCCCGCCAAAUGAGCGAAGAGGCUGGUGUAUCAGCGGCAGUCGAAUCAUUCCACCGAAACCUACCAAGAGCUGAUAUGAAGUGCCAAUUCAUCGACUCUGAGCCCGCUGUUUGGCGUUUGAAGCAAGAUCCUAAGAACUCCAUGAAUAUGUCGAAGGUUGCGGCAGGGAUCUUGAUUGAAAAUUCGCUCAUUGAUCCAAACGACCUCAAAUCAUAUGCGAGCAACCCCAUUUUUAUUCAAACACGAAGGUGGGAUCCUAUCACGGGCGGUACCUCUUCUUUGCUUGGGAUGUACAAGGACAUCCUCACAGCCUCAAGCGACGUGGUCAUCCGACCUUAUAAAGAGCUCACUCGCCCCCGGCAGGAGAGCGAGCCUGAAUUAGUCGUCAUUGAAUCGACGCGCGACGAGUCCGGUCAAAGACGACCCUCUGCGGCAACGUUCCGAUCCGGGUCUAGUAUGCAGGAUGAAGAUUGGAAGGUCGCCGGUAACGCUGUGGGAGGCUCGGCCAAGAGCGUCGGUAGAAUCAUUGCAUACUAUUACAAGGGUGUCUUGGUUGAUAUACCUGGAGCGGUCAACGAAGGGCUGAGGGCAGUGCCGCGACUCUAUGGCGAGGAUGUCAAGCGAUACGACAACAUCAAAGAUUUCAAAUCCGGCGUCGCUGCGGCUAGCGAUAAUUUUACUCAUGGGUUCUCCCACGGACUUACUGAUAUUUUCAGGCAACCUUACGAGGGAGGCCAGAAGGAUGGCAUUAAGGGAGCGAUCAAGGGAUUCGUGAAAGGCCCAAUUGGCAUGGGCACGAAGGCCGCAUCAGGUGCACUGGGCCUAGUGGCUUACCCAGGUCAGGGACUAGCAAAAAGCCUGCAUUCUGCCAUUCAUUCAAAGACAAGGAAGGAGAUUGUGAAAGCGCGAUUAAAUGAGUCGCAAUAUCUUGCCCGGGAGUCGUCAAAAGCUCAAACUAUGAGUGCGUAUGUUCUUGAUGCAUUUGAGGUUCAGCGGCGGCCUCUGGAGUCUCGGGGCUCAAGGUGA